AUGGCUGGCGGUGGCGGUCCUUCCUCCGGCACAGUAGAGCCUCCUCUGAGUCAGGCCUACGGCUAUGGCAUCGUCCUCGGCAUCGGCUUUCUGUUCGCCCUCGGCAUGAUCUUCACCACAUAUGUCUUGAAAAAGUACAACCAUGAGAAGCAGACUUCGGAAAUGUUCAACACGGCCGGCCGAACUGUCAAGUCUGGUCUUGUCGCUUCAGCUGUUGUUUCCAGUUGGACUUGGGCUGCUACUCUGCUUCAAUCCUCCGGUGUUGCUUACCGCUAUGGUGUCUCGGGUCCAUUUUGGUAUGCCUCUGGUGCAACAGUUCAGAUUAUUCUCUUUGCCACAAUUGCCAUCGAACUAAAGAGAAGAGCGCCCAACGCGCAUACCUUCCUUGAGGUUAUCCGAGCUCGCUAUGGCCGUAUUACCCACUGCGUAUACAUUUGCUUCUGUCUUUUCACCAACAUCCUUGUUACCGCCAUGCUUCUCACUGGUGGUUCUGCUGUGGUCACAUCUUUGACUGGUAUGCACACCGCUGCUGCUUGUUUCCUACUGCCUCUUGGUGUUGUCAUUUACACCAUGUUUGGAGGAAUCAAAGCCACGUUCCUGACUGAUUAUGUUCACACUGUUAUUAUCCUUGUGAUUAUUCUCAUCUUUGCCCUUACUGCUUAUGCAACUGGCACUGAGUUGGGAUCGCCCAGCGCAGUGUACGAUGCGCUUAGCAAAGCCGCCAAAGAUCACCCCGUCGAAGGAAACGCAGAAGGGUCAUAUCUCACCAUGAGAUCCCGCGAAGGCAUCAUCUUCUUCGUUAUUAACAUAGUAGGAAACUUCGGCACCGUUUUCUGCGAUAACGGGUAUUACAACAAGGCUAUCGCGGCUCAUCCAGUCGCCGCACUUCCUGGAUACAUCAUCGGUGGCCUUUCCUGGUUUGCCAUUCCCUGGCUCUGUGCAACUACCAUGGGUCUCAGCGCCCUAGCUCUUGAGACAAGCCCGUCAUUCCCUAGUUAUCCUAACCGAAUGGACCCUGCUGAUGUCUCGGCUGGUCUUGUCCUGCCAUACGCUGCUGUUGCUCUACUGGGCAAAUCCGGUGCUAUCAUCACCUUGAUCAUGAUUUUCAUGGCUGUUACCUCUGCUGCUUCAGCUCAGCUCAUCUCUGUUUCGUCCAUCUUCACCUACGAUAUUUACCAAACCUAUGUCAACCCCCAAGCCUCUGGUAAGAGACUUAUCGCUAUCUCGCACACGACUGUCGUUAUGUACGGUCUCAUCAUGGCUAGCUUCAGUGUCGGUCUGCACUACAUUGGUAUCUCCAUGGGCUGGCUGUAUGUUUGGAUGGGCGUCAUGAUCUCCGCAGCCGUUAUUCCAGCUACGUUGACUCUUCUGUGGAGUCGCCAGAACUGGAUCGCCGCUGCUGUCUCACCCAUUCUUGGUCUUAUCUGCGCUCUCAUCGCUUGGACUGUCACUUGCUCCAGGGAAUUUGAUGGCGUUCUUAGCGUCGACAACUUGGGCUCCAACAACCCUAUGCUCGCAGGAAACGUUGUCGCGCUCUUGAGCCCCGUGAUUUUUGUGCCAGUCUUGACUUUCGGCUUUGGCGCCGAUAAGUACGAUUGGGCUUCCAUGGCGUCUAUCAAGCAAGCAGAUGAUGCUACCGACUCUAACGGCGAUUCGGAGACAGCCGUUGCCACCAGCUUUGCUGUGGCGCCCGAAGAAGAUAUGGCCAAGUUGAACAAGGCUUCCAAGAUUGCCAAGACGAUGACGGUCUGCAUGACAGUGGCAUUACUGAUUCUCUGGCCAAUGCCUAUGUACGGAUCUGCCUAUGUGUUUUCCAAGCCCUUCUUCACUGGCUGGGUCACCGUGGGUAUCAUCUGGCUGUUCUGCAGUUCCAUUGCAGUCGGUUUGUUCCCUCUCUGGGAAGGUAGACAGAGUAUCGUUCGUGUCACAAAGGGAAUGUUUGGAAUGGGAGGAAAACAUGACACGGAAGGGAUUCAGGGACAAUCCGUGAAGGAGGAGAAGAUUGAAGAGUUUGAUAAGCAGUAG
Molecule: messenger RNA, 2025 nt
Organism: Fusarium pseudograminearum CS3096
Lineage: Eukaryota; Fungi; Ascomycota; Sordariomycetes; Hypocreales; Nectriaceae
Exons: 5
Coding region: 1-2025 (674 amino acids)
Biological process (GO): putrescine transport; urea transmembrane transport; spermidine transport
Cellular component (GO): plasma membrane
Molecular function (GO): spermidine transmembrane transporter activity; putrescine transmembrane transporter activity; urea transmembrane transporter activity
Source: RefSeq, a predicted model, not a curated record